This is a messenger RNA of Seminavis robusta, 4200 nucleotides long. The record is from the annotation of a GenBank genome assembly. Lineage: Eukaryota; Bacillariophyta; Bacillariophyceae; Naviculales; Naviculaceae.
UAAAAACUCACCACUCUGCAAGGAUGCUGGUGAAGCAAGGAACGAAGUGAGUGAGUGAAGAAGUGUUCCAGCGCAGCAAGCAAGCAGCUCAGCAGCAAAAGUACAGUCCUAACAAGCAGAGCAGCACGAGGACCUACCCAUCCCAGCUGUGUUUGGUUUCCUAUCUAUCUAUUGGGAUCUAAUAUCAGUGGUGAAGUACUAGUACGAGUAGACUAGCUAGCAACCAUCAAGUAUCAGAGCAGUGCUGUGGUAGUUGAACAGUGGAACUGAUUGUUAGAUUACCUUGCAAGCGAAGCCCCGCCAGAUUUGUUGUAAGUAAGUAGUCGACUGGUCCUUACUUCAACCCAAGUCUCUCCGUCAGUCAGUCAGUGAGUGAGUACGGUAGUUAGUCCGCUCGGUUCCUCUGCCCUUCGGCCCCACCAUCACAAGAAACAAAGACGAAAGACACAGAGAGAGAGAGAGAGAGUAAUGUUGUUUGCGAUUCAUCCAACCGGUACCACUAGUAGCACCAGCAAGAGCAGUAGCAGCAACAAGACGGCGGCCGAGAGUGGAGGGUCAUCCUCACAAUCUGCAGAUCUCUUGGACGCUCCAUCAUCAUCAUCCGCAGCAGCAGCAGCAGCACAACAACAUCAAGUCGAACAAGGAGGUCUAGAACGCAGCAACACGAACUCUACCAAUCAUUCGACCGCUUCUACUUCUACUAGUACGACGGACAGCGUGAGUGUGGUCUCGGUCAGUUCCAACUCCAACUCGGCAUCGUCCAUGACAGCAGCAGUAGCAGUAGCAGCCGAACCUCCGCUUUUGACUCCCAUGACAACAACAGCAGCAACAACAACACCCUUGUUCAAUAUGAACUCUUCUUCCAUGCAAAACCUGUUGAAUCAGGAACCAAGACACAACAAUGGCUCUUUUCACUCUCUCCAACAACAACAAUCCUUAGCCGUCGAUAUGGAUGAUCACGCGUCCAAUCCAUUUCCCACUUUGUUGCAAGUACGACAACAGUCAGAGUCGCAACUACAAAAUGGACAGCAGCAGCAGCAGCAACAACAACAAGGACAAAACAAGAGACGAUUGUUGUCACAAGAACAAAAAGCCACACUGGAACGAGUCACGCGACUCUCCGCUCGUCUCUUGGGACUUCCCGUGGCGGUCAUCACUGGUACCAGUUCUUCUAGUAGUAGUACUAGUAGUAGUCCACCACAAGUGAUUUGCGAGCAUGGACUCGAACAAGUCCACUGGAAGGAACAAGCACUCACCUUGUUACAACAGCAGCAACAGCAACAGUCCUCCACGAUUACCAAUGGCAUGCCCUUUUGUCAACACGUUCCUCUUGUCGCUGCAUCCGGUGCAUCCGUAGGAACGCUCAGUCUCAUGACAGCCGAAACCCGACCGCCACUCACUCAAGAAGAAGAAGAAUCUCUGGAAGAUUUGGCGUUUCUGGCCACACAAGUUCUCUCCAAGUUACGAAACGCUCGUCGAAGAAGAAGCACCGCCGCUAGCAUCAAGGCUCUCGAAGACGACGACGAUCAAGACUCCUCGUCAUUCCAAGUCCAUCGUCAAGUCUCCAAUGCAUCGGCUGCAGAAAAUGCUCCUCCAUCCAUGAUGCGACGACAACGGAGACGAUCUUUUCGCAAUGCCACAAGUAGUAGUACUACUGCCAGUAAUGGUAAUAAUAAGAAACGAUCCAACAGUUUCAACACCAAUGCCAGUGACGAAGACAACGAUCCAGAAGACGAACAAGAAGAAGUAGAAGAUCCUUCCAAGUGUCUCAUUGCCUGUACGGCACAUGAUUUACUCACGCCGCUCAUGGGAUUGCAGCUUUCACUCUCACUCUUGCAAGACGACUCCAAGUUUGUUCGACAUUUGGAAGAACAACCGCAUCAACGAGAAUCCUUUUGGACGGCAUGGCAGAGUACCGAAGUCAUGUAUCGCAUGUGUCAAACCACCAUUGAUACACUGCGGGCCAACAAGCAUAACAAACAAAUUGAGCCACAAGCAUCUCCUUCUGCAACUACUACUGCCAACACUCCACCACCGCCCACCACCAUUUGCAAUCUCGAUUUGACCGUCUUGUUGCAGUCCUUGCAACGAUUGAUGGAUCCCAUUCCCAAACAAGUGCCACUCAUCAUUACGCUGCCCAAGCACGUACCCACACUCAUUCCCGUCGUCACUAUCGAUCACCAACAGCAACAGCAGUGCAACAAGAAUCACCAUCAUCCACACCAUUUGAUGAGUAGUAUCAGUCAUAGUGGUCAUGGCAAUGCCAACAACAGCAACACUUCUUCUUCUUCUUCUGCCACUACCACCACCACCAAUACAGUCGAUUGGAAUAUUCUGCGCUGUGCCCUCACUGUACUCUCUCAUGCCUGUCGCGUCAGUGAUCAGCAACAGCCCAUUCACAUGCGCAUGGCACUCCGACAGCAAACGCUUGUUUUGGAAUGCGAUCAUCAUGAUGGCACGACGCAAGAUUGUGACAGUGACGAUGAUUCCACGACACUGGCAUUGCAAUCGGUCGCACAUCAAAUGCAAUCGGUACACGGAGGACAAUAUGGAUUGGAACGGAAUACUACAGAUGGACGUGCCACCUUUUGGUUCUCGGUACCGGUGGGUGCCAUGACGACCACUCCAUUCAAUCGAGACGAUCGGGUCGUGACACUCAUGCCCGCUGCCAUGCGUGCGCCGCAGCCUACCGAGCAGCAACAGCAGCAGCCGUCACUACCCCCGACAACAAGUCCUCCCAACCAGCAACGACGAUUGCGACGCCUCCGACGAUCGUCUACUGGAAGUACCAAUGUCUUGACGACGAGUCGGGUCCGCACGUUUCAUGACAUGGCUGGAUUGCAGAAUGAUACGUUUGGUGCUACUAGUAGUAGUACCUUCAUGAUGACAUCGUCCACCAGUUCGUCGCGAUUGGGGACUACCAUUCCCAGUGUCUUGCCUACGACACUCAUGCCACGAUCGCAGUCCCAGUAUCCGCCCACUACCACCAGUGGGACACUGUCGGGACACAAGCGAAACUUUCAAUAUCCCAACCAUGGCAAUAACAGCAGCACCAUGACGACGACCGCCAAUUCGGCCAUGGCGGCUGCCUUUCAAGCCAGUUUGGCAGCGUCGUCUGCCUUGUUUUCGACAUCCAACAGUAAUGCCAUGGACGAUGAUUCUUCCGCGAUCGAUCGAAAAGCGGGCGGUCGCAGUCGGUUGAGUUAUUCGCUACUCCAAGAACAACAGCAGUUGGAUCGAGAAGAAAAAUUGCGGCCUUUGCAGUUGCAGCAACAACAACAACAGCCACAUUUGACAGCGAACCCUUGUUCGAACACGACUACGACGAGUAGUUUUACUGGUGGUGGAAGUGGUUUGGAUCGAUGUUUUCAAGAUCUCAUGGGGAGUUCCGAUCAAUCGACUCAACGAAUACGGCAACGACUCCUUCAACAAAGCAGCACACCCAAGUCGUCGUCGGGAAAGCCAGUAUUGACAUCCUUGGGAGGAGCACCGCGAGAACGCAAGGCAUUGGUCAUUGAAGAUUCGUUGGUGAUUCGCAAGACGGUGGCUCGCGCUCUCACGAAAAAGAUGGGCAUUCAUACCGUUGUGCCGGCAUGUGAUGGCGUCGAAGGAGUGGCACGGCUCAAGGAAGAAGUCUUUGAUAUUGUCUUGUGCGAUUUCUCCAUGCCCAAUCUGGGUGGUAUAGAAUGCGUCCAACAGUACCGACAGUGGGAGGCGCAACAACAACCAGGACGACGGCCCAAGCAAUAUAUUGUGGGGAUGAGUGCUCAUGCCAGUCCCAGCGAUAUUGCGCAAGGACUCAAAGUGGGGAUGAACGAGUACCGACCCAAACCAUUGACCAUUCCGCGUUUGACCGAACUCAUGGAAAGUCCAGCUCUGCAAGAAAUGCGCAAGCAGUUGGAUGCCUGGCGGAAACAGAAAACGGCCGAUGUCCUACUGUUGGCGGCGGCGAGUCCGACCGCCAAGGCCGGAAAGGCACAACGGGCGACGAGUCUCUUUGCCGACUUUACCAAUUCCACCGUGAGUAUGCUCGAUGCCAUGAACACGGCAUCACGGGCUUCAUUCUCGGCGGCAGGAGGGGGGGAUGCGGACCAUCCCAUUGAAGGAUCCUUGAAACGACCCAAAACCGAAGGGCUCUUCAGUAUGAUUACAAACUAGCUAAAUUGAACUAAUAACAAGUUUAAUUGAGCUAGUUAGCCG